This is a messenger RNA of Cololabis saira (Pacific saury), 1075 nucleotides long. RefSeq names its product atonal bHLH transcription factor 7 (gene atoh7). The transcript has a single exon. The record is from RefSeq and is a predicted model, not a curated record. NCBI's taxonomy places the organism in Eukaryota, Metazoa, Chordata, Actinopteri, Beloniformes, Belonidae. Gene Ontology annotation, molecular function: protein dimerization activity. The coding region runs from base 212 to 631 and encodes 139 amino acids.
CUCUUCAGAUUGUCCAAUAUCUGCACUUUCAGACGCUCGGCAGAGCCGGAGCCCAGAGGAACCUCAGAAAAACCUCAGAAAAACCUCAGAAAAACCUCAGAAAAACCUCAGAAAAACCUCAGAAAAACCUCAGAAAACCCUUGAAGCCGACGCCUGGGAGCUCGUCUGACCUCGGUUAUCACAGACCGGUUUGAGUCUCCAUCCCAAAACCAUGAAGUCCCGUCGGCCCAGCUGCACCGACUCCGGAUCCGAGUCCUCAGAGACAGACUCCAAGAGCCCCGAGACGACCACCAGGCGACGGAUGGCGGCCAACGCCAGGGAGAGGAAGAGGAUGCAGGGCCUGAACACGGCCUUCGACUGCCUGCGGAAAGUGGUGCCCCAGUGGGGUCAGGACAAGAAGCUGUCCAAGUACGAGACGCUGCAGAUGGCCCUCAGCUACAUCAUGGCCCUCAGCCGGAUCCUGACGGACGCCAGGAGGCACACGGCUCCUCACAGGCAGUGGGUGGACCUGCAGUUCGACGUGCAGCCCGACAACUACUCCUGCGUCAUGACGUACGAGCAUCCCACGGAGCAGGAGUUCGUCCACUCGUCCUUCUCCUACCAGUUUGACGGCCACCAGGUCCACGCAUAAACUGCUGCCGUCCGGUAGACGGUCAGUCCUGUUACACGUCGGUGACAAUGUCAACGUUUUUCCUCCGGUCUAGGAGACAGUAAAUACAUUUUGUAUUGCAUUAUUUUGUAUUUAUUUAGUCCUUGUAUGGCAAUCAGAGAAGCUUCUGUUUGAUUUGAAGUCUUUUCUUUUGUUUUUACUAGAAAAAAAUCAGCAAUGUUGAGCAAAAAUCUUGUUCAAAUUACAUCGGUGAAAAAAAAAGUAGUGUCAUUACAAUGACCGUUAGAUUGAACUUAUGCAAGUUAUGGUGUAUUUUUAUCAGUUAUUUUGAUAUGACCCAAAAAUGUUGUGCAAUGCUCAAUGAAUUCUGAGAAAAUCAUUGUGGUUUUAAUUGAACAGUUAAAGAUUUUACUACUUUGUAAGUGCAUGUGUGUAGAGCUGAAAAAUAUAUGUUUCCUUUCCACA